AUUGGUUGGGCCAGGUUAGGGCCGAAUGAAGGCCCAACCCAAAUCCUUGGCGACGUAGCGUGAGCGUUACGCACCGAAGCACAACCCGCUGGCCGCUGGGUUGGGUUAUCCCUUGUGUAUUCCAUUCCACCACCUGCUACCUACUGCACCAGUUCCUAGCUCGCUUCUUCUCUGUUCUCUCUCAUCUCCUCAGAUCGAUCAAGCAUCAGGGGGCUUUGAGGGUUGAUUCUCUGGUGUGGUAGCAAUCAGCACAAUAGAAAAUGUUUUUUGACGGAUAUGGAUAUCAUGGGACAUCAUUUGAGCAGAUAUAUCGAUGCUACCCAGCUUCCUUUAUUGAAAAGCCCCAAAUUGAAAGUGGUGACAAAAUUAUCAUGCCUCCAUCAGCCCUUGACCGUCUAGCAUCUCUGCAUAUUGAUUACCCAAUGUUGUUUGAACUCCGUAAUGAUGCUGCCGAGCGGGUUUCUCAUUGUGGGGUUCUGGAGUUCAUUGCUGAGGAAGGCAUGAUAUACAUGCCAUACUGGAUGAUGGAGAACAUGCUUUUACAAGAGGGGGACAUUGUUAAAGUGAAAAAUGUGACACUUCCAAAGGGGACAUAUGUUAAGUUACAGCCUCACACAAAAGACUUCUUGGAUAUUUCCAAUCCAAAAGCUAUCUUAGAAACAACAUUGAGGAAUUUUUCCUGCUUGACUACUGGAGAUAGCAUCAUGGUGGCUUACAACAACAAGAAAUAUUACAUAGAUAUUAUAGAAACUAAGCCUGACAAUGCCAUAAGCAUAAUUGAGACUGACUGUGAGGUGGACUUUGCUCCUCCCUUGGAUUACAAGGAACCUGAAAAACCCAUUGCACCCCUUUCUGCCGGAAAGGCAGCAGUGGCUGCUGAGGAGACCCCUGCUGAAGAGGAGCCCAAGUUCAACCCAUUUUCUGGAACUGGGAGACGCUUGGAUGGAAAACCAUUAAAUUAUCAGCCUCCUCCAGUUUCUUCUUCAGGGUCCAAGGACCAGAAAUCUGAUGUUGUCAAUUCGCAGUCUUCUACAGCUUCUAGUUCACAAAGUAAUGCUCGUCAAUCUCAGGGCAAGCUUGUGUUUGGGUCAAAUGCAAACCGUACUAAUGAGACAGGAAAGGCGAAAGAGUCAAAACCAGAGCCACCUAAAGAGAAAGAAGAGCCGAAAUUUCAACCUUUUUCAGGGAAGAAGUAUUCUUUACGGGGUUAAUUUAUACCAAUCAAGUAAAUUAAAAUGUCCUUUUACUUUUAAAGUAAGUUACUUUGUUGAUCUAUGCAUGGAUCGAUGUCUAUUGCAAAAACUUGUAUUUUUUUUAUUGUAUUAUAUGCAGUAGAUAGACCAGUAGACGCCACAGCAAAUACCUUUGAUUACUUGUGAAUGAAGCUCUUGACGAGGUUUGCAAUCGUGUCUGGAUGGUAA
Glycine soja is the source of this 1421-nucleotide messenger RNA. RefSeq names its product ubiquitin fusion degradation protein 1 homolog. The record is from RefSeq and is a predicted model, not a curated record. Gene Ontology annotation, cellular component: VCP-NPL4-UFD1 AAA ATPase complex. The coding region runs from base 261 to 1211 and encodes 316 amino acids. Lineage: Eukaryota; Viridiplantae; Streptophyta; Magnoliopsida; Fabales; Fabaceae. Gene Ontology annotation, molecular function: polyubiquitin modification-dependent protein binding. The transcript is spliced from 10 exons.